This is a messenger RNA of Mugil cephalus (flathead mullet), 7924 nucleotides long. RefSeq names its product rho GTPase-activating protein 21-like. NCBI's taxonomy places the organism in Eukaryota, Metazoa, Chordata, Actinopteri, Mugiliformes, Mugilidae. The coding region runs from base 772 to 6762 and encodes 1996 amino acids. Gene Ontology annotation, biological process: signal transduction. Gene Ontology annotation, molecular function: protein binding. The record is from RefSeq and is a predicted model, not a curated record. The transcript has 25 exons.
GGAUCAGUCAGGUUUGGAGUUUAAGCCUGCGCAGUCCUCAUCCCUGCACAUCUUGAGGCAGUUCAAGCAAUAUCUUAAGGUGCAGAUAAAGUCGACGACAGCGAGAGAGGAGAAGAACAUAAUCGGUCUGUCCCAGGUUACGUCCUGCACAGCGGCCUGAUUCGUCUUGAUUUAGAGCGAGUCUUGUGCUGCUCCGAGUCUCAGGCUGCCUCCGCCUGGUACCGUUGCAGAGACGAGCACAGGGAGGCACAGCCAGUCGGGACGGUCACAGGAACAGAGAGCGCAUCCAGAAGAGAGUGGGCUACCGAAAUGCAGAGAAAAAGUGCAGCCUGCUCCGUCGUCUUUUAGGCUCCUUCUUCUUCUUCUUCUUCACCGGUCAUCCUGCAUCGUAACCAUGGCGAUGCCUUUCCUGCACGUCGAAACCCCCCAGGUGGACUUUUUUGCAUCGCACUGGUGAUAACUCUUCUCUGCUGCUGCCCAAGUCUCAGGGGAUUAUCUUAGGACAUCCGGAUUUCUGAGUUUGUGUGCAGCGGCGCUCAUUAGCAUAUUGUUAAUGAAGCGAUGGCCACAGCUGACAGGACACCUGCCGGGCUCGCAGAUGGACACAGAGGUGCACGCUUUGCCUUCUGCUGACGGUUUUCCCUCUCCUCGCCUCCGCGCACUCCCCUCUCUCCGUCAAGGUGGCAUCGAGGGGCGUCGCAGCCGGCAGGGUGCUCAGCAGGGUUCGGUACACACAGCUGAGGGGCCGGCGUUUGUAUUACCUCUUUGAAAAUGGCCCAUCUCAAAGUUCUCGACUGUAUGAUUAACAACAACUGGAGCCUGAUCUGUGAUCUGUACUGCGCCUGGAACAAUCAGGCCAAGCAGAAGGAUGGGCGCGAUCAGAGCGAGGCCACGGCUUCUCCUGGGGCCGAGGAGGAGCCUUUCUCCUGGCCCGGGCCCAAGACGCUUCACCUGCGCCGGACCUCCCAGGGCUUCGGCUUCACGCUGCGACACUUCAUCGUCUACCCGCCCGAGUCUGCCGUCCACAACUCACUCAAGGAUGAAGAUAACGGCAGCCGAGGGAGACAGAGAAACCGUCUGGAGCCAAUGGACACCAUUUUCGUCAAGCAAGUGAAGGAGGGAGGCCCCGCCCACGGAGCUGGACUCUGUACAGGGGAUCGGAUCGUGAAGGUGAACGGAGAGAGCAUCAUUGGAAAGACGUACUCCCAGGUCAUAGCAUUGAUCCAGAACAGCGAUGCCUCACUGGAGCUCUGCGUGAUGCCAAAGGAUGAGGACAUUUUGCAGCUGUUUUCCAGGGAUAUCACUGCUCUGGCGUAUUCCCAGGAUGCAUACCUCAAAGGAAAUGAGGCGUACAGCGGAAAUGCCCAGAACAUCCCCGAGCCCCCUCCCAUAUGCUACCCACGGAUAGAAGUUAAAGCUGCGGGCAUGGCCCAGUCAUCAGACCCCGCAUCUGUUGGCGAGACGACCAGAGGGGCUGCGCAGGGACCAGGAAGACGAGGGGGGCCUGCGGAGAAAAGCUAUCGGGUGGAGAUCCCCGUUCCGCCGUCUCCUCCGCCCCAGCAGACGUCAAAGUCUCAGACGGUGGUGUGCGUCUGCAGUGAGAAUGCGAGGACAGUUGCCAUGCCUCCUGACCUAGUUGACAGAGGGUCCAGAGUGGCUCGGGCUGGACCCAGCCACAGGACAGAGGAAAACCGGUAUGGCCCUUCAGCAGAUUCUGGCUCAGCCAGACCCAGACCCCUCAUCCCCUCAGUACCUGGGGGUGCACAGUUGCAGUACCCCUCGUCCCGGCCCACAGAAACCCCAGUCUACUCCCCUUCAUCAACUUCUAGACCUACGGUCUACCCGGACACCUUAACUCCUGUACGGGCCCCUCUCACUACUGCCUCACCGGACACAUUCUCCACUGCCGUUUCACCAAGCGCCAACCACUACUCACCUUCUCCCACCGCCCCCUCCACCUCCCCGCACCAGAACAUUGACUGGAGGAACUACACCACCUAUAAGGACUACAUUGACGCCAAGAGGCUGCACACAUACGGCUGCCGAACCAUCCAGGAGCGCUUGGACAGCUUGCGUGCAGCUGCCAAUUCCAGUUCUGCCUACACCCAGCAACGCACUCCACCUUCUUCUUGUACCAGUCAGAGAGCGGGACUGGGCUCCCAGGUCAAACGAAGGAGCGCAUCCACUGACCGUGGGGUGGAUGCCGGUAGUCAGAGUGCUGCAGCGACAGCUCCAUUACGCAGCGCCUCGCAGGAGAGGCUAGAAAGUGGAUUAGAAAGGACGAUACCGACUAGGAACUGGCCCCGCAGCGUGUCCCAAGAUGCUCUACCUUUUUCCACCCAAACAGGAGCCCCCAAACCCCGGGCACGGUCUUGCGACUAUCUGGUCCAGCGGCCUCCGGAGUCGGGAGGGGCUGUUUCUGGAGAUAAGGCAGGGUUGGAGGACAGGGUGCUGCUGUGCCAGGGAGAGGAAGCUAGAGCUAGCAGGCAGGGAGCAGGCCUGAGAGCUUUACCUCAUCAGAACAGGAGUCUCACUGGACCAGAAGAAGAAGAAGGGCGAGGAAGUUUAUUAUCAAACUCCCCGUUAGCUGCUCCUGUGUUUACUAAAGGUACAACGGAUUCUGCACUAUCAUCCAGGACAGAUUUCUUAACGAGGCCCUCGCGUCUGCCUGUUAAAAACGCCAUGUCAGACCCCUCGCCUGCCUUAUCCCCCACUAAAACCGCAGACCCUCUUAAAGACCAAAGAGCUAACAUAGGAAACCAUAUGGGCUACCCCUCACUGCCACACCUACAGAUCAGGGCCAGGGCCGACAGUCUGAAAAUGGAGAGCAGGUCAGAGGCCGGGUUGGCGGCCAGAUCCUCCUCUUGCUCAGGUCCCUCCUCUAAACUGCCCAUUCAGAGACAACAAGCUGUCGCCUCUUCCUCCGGUUCCCCCGCCACUAAUGGAGGCGUGGCCCAAAAACCAAAGGUGAAGGAAACCUCUAGUUCCACAGGCGCACUCGUACGGACUAACGGCGGCGUUGCAGAAGGCGUAGAAGGACCUGACGCAACAGUCGUCGUCCUGAGAAGAGACAAAAACUCUCACUCUCACGUUCGCCCUCCGUCCUACGUACUAGCCGUUAACGACAACCAGAGAGGAGUGACUCAUAAGUCGCCACCGUUGGUGAAGGCAGGCUCUGCAGAUGGCGCCAUGUGCUGGAUGUCUAACGAGAGCUGCAGAGAGAUGCAUCUGAGAAGGCUGGGAGACACACGACAAAAGUCUGGCUCCAGCAACCUGGAUGACUCUCUGGAUUCAAUCCCCUUCAUUGAUGAACCGUCCAGCCCCAGCACUGACCAGGACAGCACACUCAUCCCUGCCUCUGCUGUGAUAUCAGGAACGCCCGUCAUCACCACCAUCCCACCCAGCCCCACCUCUCCGUCCCCCCUCCUCCGACGCCAGCUGUCACAUGACCAAGAUUCUCUCCGUCUCACAAUUAUUGAGUCAGAUUCUGGUACGAAAACCGAGCGGUCCAAGUCGUACGACGAAGGGCUCGAUAACUACCGGGAGGAGAGCAAGGGGAGGACUUUGAUUCCUGGUCUGAAAAGUCUCAGGAAGGCUGCUGACAGGUCCUCAGAAGACUCGGGCUCCAGGAGAGACUCUUCGUCCGACAUCUUCUGCGACGCCUCCAAGGAGGGUUUGCUGCAUUUCAAGCAGCUUCACGCAGAUAAGGGGAAGCGCGGAGGAGGCAUGAGGCCAUGGAAGCAGAUGUACGCCGUGCUGAGGGGCCACUACCUCUGCCUGUACAAAGACAAAAAGGAAGGACAGGCCCACGCCAACUGUCAGGCGGUGGACGAGCCCGUCCCCAUCAGCAUCAAGGCCUGUCUGAUCGACAUCUCCUACAGCGACACGAAGCGGAAGAACGUGCUGAGGCUGACCACGUCGGACUGCGAGUACCUGUUCCAGGCUGAGGACAGAGAGGACAUGCUGGCCUGGAUCAGAGUCAUACAGGAGAACAGCAACCUGGAUGAGGAGAACGCAGCCUUCACCAGUCAUGACCUCAUCAGCAGGAAGAUCAAGGAGUACAACACCUUGAUGAGCCCGACUGGAAGUAAGACGGAGCCGUCACCCAGACCUUCACGACAGUCGCUGAGCAUCAGACAGACGCUGCUGGGAGGCAAAGGAGAGACCAAAGCCACGAGUCCACAUUCACCCAAACCAGAGCAGGAGAAGAAGAGCAUGCACAAAGAUGACACCAGCCCUCCGAAGGACAAAGGAACAUGGCGGAAGGGCAUCCCCGGACUCAUGAGGAAACCUUUCGAGAAGAAGCCGUCACCCGGGGUGACGUUCGGAGUGAGACUGGACGACUGUCCUCCUGCACAGACCAACAAGUUUGUUCCUCUGAUCGUGGAGGUUUGUUGUAAGCUGGUGGAGGAGAGAGGACUGGAGUACACGGGCAUCUACAGAGUCCCUGGAAACAACGCCGCCAUCUCCAACAUGCAGGAGGAGCUCAACAACAAGGGCAUGAACGACAUCGAUAUCCAGGACGAUAAAUGGAGGGACCUCAACGUGAUCAGCAGUUUACUGAAGUCCUUCUUUCGGAAACUUCCUGAGCCGUUGUUCACCAAUGAUAGGUACGCAGACUUUAUAGAGGCUAACAGAAUAGAAGACCCGGUGGAAAGACUGAAAGUGAUCAAGAGGAUGUUGCAUGAGUUACCGGAUCAUCACUACGAGACCCUCAAGUUCCUCUCAGCUCAUCUAAAAACCGUGGCUGAAAACUCAGAGAAAAAUAAGAUGGAGCCAAGGAACCUGGCCAUCGUGUUCGGCCCCACUCUGGUGCGGACCACCGAGGACAACAUGACCCACAUGGUGACGCACAUGCCAGACCAGUACAAGAUAGUGGAGACCCUCAUUCAAAACUAUGACUGGUUUUUCACAGAAGAGGGAAACGAAGAUCCAGUGACCGUGUCCCAGGAGGAGAGCGCCGUGGAGUCCCAGCCCGUCCCCAACAUCGACCACCUGCUCACCAACAUCGGGCGGACGGGCACGUCGCAGGGUGAAGUAUCAGAUUCACCGACUAGUGACUCCGCUAAAUCAAAGGGUUCCUGGGGCUCAGGGAAGGACCAGUGCAGCCGAGAGCUCCUGGUCUCCUCCAUCUUUGCUGCAGCCAGUCGCAAAAGAAAGAAGUCAAAGGAGAAGCCGCAGCCUAGCAGCUCGGACGACGAUCUGGACUCUGUGUUCCUCAAGAAGGAAGUACCAGGACAGAAGGCAAACCACCACCACAGCCUCCAGACUGAGACGCCGAGCCAGACCAGCCCCAACGCCAAACCCAACGCGAAGCAGCAAGCGCGGGCAGAAGAGAGGAAAGAGAACGGGCGGACGGUGGAGCUCAAUCCAAAACCUAAGCGAGAGCACAGGAACUCCUUCUUCCUGAAGGAGAAGACUCCACCCAGACACCCGUCGCCUUCGCCCUCCCCGUCCCCGAACGUCUCCAGCUCUCCUAACAUCUUCCAAACGGCUCCUCAGGGGAAAUCGUCUCUAUCAGACCCUCCGUCACAGCUGGAUGAAAACACCUCCGACCUCGGCACCAUGAGCUCCGGAGCGUCGGUGCCACGGUCGAGGCCGAAGAAGUGGACGGCCGGAGCCGAUCUGCCUGCAUGUGUCGGACUGGGAGUCGGAGCCGGAGCCGGAGCCGGAGCGUCGGCCGGCGCAGAGGUGAGCUCCAUCACCUCCGACUACUCCACCACCUCCUCCAUCACGUUCCUGACCGGAGCGGAGUCCAGCGCGCUCAGCCCCGAGCUGCAGGGCGGCGAGGAGGCGGACGACGAACGCAGCGAGCUCAUCAGCGAGGGGCGACCCAUGGAGACGGACAGCGAGAGCGACUUCCCGGUGUUCGCCCCGGGGGGCGGCAGCAGCCAGUCCACGCCCUGCCCCCAGCAGAGCCAGGGGAAGGCCGAGCCGAGGGUCGGAGGCGCGGCCGAGGGCAGCACCACGCCGAAGCUGGAGGCGCGGCGUCUCUUCCCGUCGCACAGGAUGAUCGAGUGCGACACCCUCUCGAGAAGGUGGUCGCUAAGGCAGAAAACAGACAGUGAAUCGUCAGUGGAGGGCGUCGCUGGGAGCGGGGAGCGCGGCGAGGGCAGGGCGGAGUCUUCCACUCGGCUGUCUCGAGUCCUGGAGGUGAUGAAGAAAGGCCGGUCGACGAGCAGCCUCAGCUCAUCUUCCCGCAGCGAGUCGGAGCGGCCCGAGCCGGCCUGGCACCUGAAGAUCACAGAGCGGCUCAAGUUCAGGCUGCGAACAUCUGCCGACGACAUGUUCACCCACAAGAGCCGGACUCCCGACGCCCGCGGGAAGAAGAAGAACAUCCGCCGCAGGCACACCAUGGGCGGCCAGAGAGACUUUGCGGAGUUGGCGGUCAUCAACGACUGGAGGGAGCAGGGCGGGGUGGACCAGACGGCCGAACUAUCAGCCCUAGACCGCCUCAAACCGCGAUGCUCCUCUCAGGACUUCUCCAUCCGGGACUGGAUCGCCAGAGAGCGGUGCAAAGGCUCCGAGUCCAGCGGUGAGGUUGCACCCAAAGCCGUCCCAGAGGACGACCACCCGGAGGCCCAGGAGGUCGUCGCCCCUGAUAGACCUCCGCCCUCGGCGUCUCCGGCGGCCCAGCCGCUAGCGGGAGUGAACGGCGGCGGGCUUCAAAGCAAAAACAAGGCCUCCCUCGGGGCAGACGCUCACCCACACAAACUCUCUGGAACACAAGUCGUCCGCUCACGCUUCUACCAGUAUCUGUGAAACGACCGGAGCGGUUUUGUCUAGUGUGUGUGUGCGUGUGCGCAUGUGUGUGUUAGAGAGAGAGAGAGAGAGAGAGAGAGGAAAAGCCAGAAUGAAUGUGUGUAUUUUAGCUACCGCACAAUAUUUUUUCUACAAAGUAUACUUUAUGUAUCUACUGUACAUACUGUGUAUAAGCUUUCAUGAUUGUUACUGGAAUAAUGCUGAAGAGAUGUUUAAUGUGUGUAAUUCCGCUGCCAUACUGGAACACAAAAACACAGACUGUCUCCUGCAGCCCUACUCAUGCAAGAAUGUGACUUUACUGUCAGUAGGACACGAAACGGUCAACUUGAGUAUUACUGAAGAAUGCGAGAGGAAGCUCUUCUCUAAGUUCUGUUCUUCCUCUUAGAAGCAGUAUGAAGAAUGUAUUACUCUUUUUGGACUAACACUAGUUGCUUGUGACAAUAUUGUCUUUUUCAAAACAAUAUGUAUGUAAUUGUUUUUUCUUUUUUUCUUUUUUUUUUUUGCACGUACUUGAAGUACGCGGAGUAAACUGAGGGCUGCUUUCUGGGCUGGGUGCUGUGGGAAGUUUCUUUUUUUCACAGCACACUCACAACAGCCAGAUAUUAGCUUGAAGGACUGACUGAGGAUUAUUAGAGUUUUAUCAAAUAAAGACUGAAAACGUAAUGAAAUGCUGAUACUAUAGUAUGUAAUGCUUGGUACAGUAGUUUUUAUUUCCAAAUUGUUUUGUCAAGUUAUAGUCCAAAAAGUACGUUUUUACAUAUGUGUGAAGAAAAAAGUGCCUCUUUUCUUUUUCUUUCUUUUUUUUUUUUUUUUAAGAAAACAGUUUUUAUAGACAGCUGUGAAUUUGAAAACAACCUCACAGGCAUUCCAGAUAUUUUCCUGUUUUUAGUUAAACUCAUUCAGAUGUAUGUCAGUGUUUAUGUUUCAGUUUUUUCCCCCCUCUUCUGUGUUUUUAAAGUGCAGUAAAAAACAAAACAAAACAAAAAAAAAAACAAACGCAUGGGCGCUUAAAAAGUGGGAGAAAAAUUUACGACAGAUUCAUCUUUGAAAAUUGCAUGAGACAACGUUUGCUGAAGAGUCAACAUCUUGCCUGUCUACUACAAGACAUGGGUGCAACACCUCCCCCCUCAACAAACACUGGAAAUAAAUAAUCUUUAUUAGA